AUGUCUACGUAUGAUCUCGGAAUAAUAGGCGGAGGACCAGGAGGGUACGUCGCAGCUAUUAAAGCGGCGCAACUUGGCGGCACAGUCUGUCUGAUAGAAAAGGGAGAGUGGGGUGGCACCUGCCUGAAUCGAGGGUGUAUUCCAACGAAAACCCUUUUUGCAGUUGCCAACUUGGCGACACAGGUUCAAGAAGCAUCCGCUUUCGGUGUGAAUAUCAACGGCGAGGCAACAAUUGAUUACCCUCAGGUAUUGACUCACAAAACUUCGGUCAUCCAGCAGCUAAAAGGGGGCAUUGCGCAACUGCUGAAGGCAAACGGGGUUGAUACACUCAACGGAACAGCAACACUUACUGACAGAAAUACCAUUGUCGUCAGCAAACCUGAUGGUACAACCGAACAAUUACACGCAAAAAAUAUUAUCAUUGCCACAGGUUCCGAACCUGCGGAACCGCCUAUUUUUGAAAUAGACGAGAGCCAAGUUUUGACGACAACUGGUAUCCUUGAUCUCACAGAACUCCCUGAAAGCCUACUGAUCGUUGGCGGUGGCGUUUCAGGAUGUGAGUUUGCUUCCAUCUUCAAUGCACUCGGUUGCCGCGUGACUGUGUUGGAACUCCUCCCUACAAUUUUAGCGACUGAAGAUAUUCAAGUUAUCCGACAUAUCCAACUUUUCAUGAAGCGGAAAGGUAUCACUAUCCAUACUGGUGCGAAACUUACCCAUGUCAAAAAAUCAGAUGCGAGUGUCACAGCAGUGCUUGAAUCCGGUGAAGAGUUGAGCGCGCAAAAGAUGCUCGUCUCGAUUGGGAGGCGUUACAACACAGACGGGAUAGGUUUAGAAAAAGUUGGCGUUCGUACAGAGGAUGGGAAAAUCGUUGUGGAUGCCCGAAUGCAAACGAACAUUGCGGGUAUCUAUGCCGUUGGAGACGUCGCGAGUCGGUAUCUGCUGGCGCACGUUGCAUCGGCAGAGGGAAAGGUUGCGGCACAAAACUGUCUUGGGGACAGCGUUGAGAUGGAUUAUCAGGUUAUUCCGUGGUGUGUUUUCACCUUACCUGAAAUUGGGCACGUCGGCAUGACAGAAAAAGAGGCAACGGAUGAAGGUUACGAAGUGAAGAUAGGACGAUUUCCGUACGCCGCGAACGGGAAGGCAUUAGGGCUACGCGAGACGGACGGGUUUGUUAAAACCGUUUCUGAUGCCGAUAGCGGGGAUAUCCUUGGUGUUCAUAUCGUUGGCGUCCAUGCUUCAACGCUUAUUCAUGAAGCCGCUGUCGCGAUUCGCACGGGUGCGACUGCAAUGGAUAUAGCAGGGACCGUGCAUGCACAUCCAACCCUCGCAGAAAUGGUGAUGGAAUCCGCUGAAGCAGCGUACGAUAGAGCAAUCCACAGCUUACAUUAA
Geodia barretti is the source of this 1389-nucleotide messenger RNA. The record is from the annotation of a GenBank genome assembly. NCBI's taxonomy places the organism in Eukaryota, Metazoa, Porifera, Demospongiae, Tetractinellida, Geodiidae.